AGGUUUUGUGCAUGUGCAAAGUUCAUUCAGGAGCGAAGUGUCAAUACGAAUUUCGGGCUCAGGAAAAUUGGACUUUGCCAAUUCACAAUCCAAUAUAUACGGUGUCUAAUGACCAGUGGAUUGUUACAGUCGAUUUACAUCAGCGGCUGAUCUCUGGAUUAAUGAUCGCCAAUCGUAAUUUUAUGAUAUUUGCAUUGAAAACUAGUACCAGCAUAUAUCCGAUCUAGAGACUAGACGGUACUGUGUCGGCUAUUUUCACCCUCCACUACCCGGUGCAUUGACGCCUGCCUCGCGAUAUGUUACGUGCUAAGAAUUUGGUUCAACUCGUCAUCAAGUCAAAUCUGUGUACAACAGGCAGUGUACGUACAGCAGAAGCAAUGGCGACUCUCUCGAAGCGUGGACAAGUUGCUGUUGUCACAUUGAAAAACCCACCACUCAAUGUUCUCAGCUAUCCAACCAGAGCUUCAAUUGUUCAAUCAAUAAAGGAAGCAGAGCAAGAUGCAUCAGUGAAGAGCAUCGUCCUGUGUGGUUCGGGCAGAUCAUUCUCUGCUGGCGCUGAUAUCACUGAGUUUGCCAAUCCAGAUCUGGUGUUCAAAGAACCAAACUUGAUCGAGGUAACCAAAGCAGUUGAAGCAUGCAGCAAACCUGUGGUAGCCGUGAUGCACGGGACAUCGUUAGGAGGUGGAGUCGAGCUCGCUCUAGGAUGCCAUUACAGACUCUUGCAUAAAGCAGGGAAGAUUGGUCUUCCAGAAGUCCACAUUGGUCUGGUACCAGGCGCUACGGGGACUCAGAAGGUACCGAGGGUCAUGUCUAUCCCUAAUGCCAUUGAUAUGAUCACCAGCGGUCGGCAUAUAUCGGCCAAGGAGGCUCAUAAAAUGGGCAUCGUUGACAAGGUUCUGGAAGACGAUUACAUGAAUGAGGGUGUGGCCUUUGCUGAGAGUGUAGCCAAUGACCCGGUAGGACCAAGGCGUGUCAGUCAGAUGCCCGUCAAGGUGGAUGAGACCACGCCCAUGGUCUUCAAAGUUGCAUAUGAGAAGGUUGCUGCCAAGGCCAGGGGUAUGUACUCUCCUCUGUUCUGUGUGAAGGCCAUUGAAGCCGCAACCAAGGCAAGCUCCUUUGAAGAAGGCCUUCAGAUGGAGAAAAAUAUUCAGACCUUUCUGGCCGUAUCGGAACAAACUCCGGCACUGCAGUAUGCCUUCUUUGGGGAAAGGGCCAUCUCUAAGUGGAGCGUCCCUGAUGGAUCUACCAGCUACAAGACUGCCAAAGGUCAAGAGGUCAAAUCGGCAGCUGUGAUUGGUGCUGGGACUAUGGGUGUUGGCAUCACAAUGUCAAUGGUAUUGGCUGGUAUACCAACCUAUCUUACAGAACAAAACCAGGAGUACCUUGAGAAAGGACUCAAGAUGGUACAAGGCUAUCUAGCCCAUGGGGUCAAGCAAGGUCGUAUGAGCGAGGACAAAGCCAAGCAGAUCUUCUCAUUGGUACGGCCGACCCUGAGUUACGACGACCUGAAGGAUGUUGAUGUGGUCGUUGAGGCCGUCUUUGAGAACAUGGCUUUGAAGAAGGAGAUCUUCAAGAAACUUGAUGGUGUCUGCAAGCCCAGUGCUGUCCUUGCAAGUAACACAUCAACACUGGAUAUAGAUGAGAUGGCUUCAGCAACGACUCGCCCAGAUAAGGUGAUGGGGAUGCAUUUCUUCUCUCCUGCUCACAUCAUGAAACUACUUGAGAACAUCAGAGGCAAAGACACUUCACCAGAAACCAUGGCAACGGCCAUGGAUCUUGGAAAACGCAUGAAGAAGGUAUCAGUCUUGGUUGGUAACUGCCCUGGAUUUGUUGGAAACAGGAUGCUAGCGCCAUACUCCAAAGAAGCAAUCUUCUUGCUGGAAGAGGGCGCCCUACCUCACGAGGUUGAUCAGACGUUGGAGGACUUUGGUCUGGCUAUGGGUCUAUGUCGGAUGGGUGACUUAGCAGGUCUUGAUAUUGGUUAUAAGAGUCGUAAGGAAUUCGGUUUCAUUCAGCGAGAAGGACAAGACGAUUUCCUCAGGAAAGGAGAGCGCUACAGCCCUCUAUCUGAUUGGUUGGUCGAGAGUGGUAGACUAGGACAAAAGACAGGCAAGGGUUUCUACAACUAUGGCAAGCCAGGUGGUCGUAAACCAGAGGCUGAUCCCGAGGUUACUCAGAUGAUAAUGGAUGUGUCUCAGAAGGCAGGGAUCACUAGACGACAUAUCCCAGCACAGGAAAUUCUUGAGCGGUGCCUGUAUGGUCUUAUCAAUGAAGGUUUCAAGUGUCUUGAAGAGCAGAUAGCAUCUUCUGAUGAGGAUAUUGAUAUGAUUUGGUUGUACGGCUAUGGCUGGCCAAGGCACACAGGUGGACCUAUGUAUUAUGCUAAGAACAUUGUUGGCCUUCCUAAACUCUUGGAGAGAAUACUUUAUUAUCACUUUCAACAUCCCAAUAGUCCAUACUGGAAGCCUAGCCAGCUACUCAUAGACAGGGUAUCAGAAGAUCAUCCACACGCCAGCAAACUGUAGUAUGCCAGUAAAUAUCUCAUGUCAAAUCUACUCCUGAAAUACCUUCGUAAUUAAGGCAAUGAUUAGAAAAUCCUAUUUUUGUUACUUUAACUGUUUUGGUAAUGACAGGAACAAUGGGGUGUAGCAAAAAUGAAACGGUAUACAAAUAAUAUACAUCAUGGGGGCGUUAGUAAGAAUUAUAUGCACAAGGUACAAAGUGUACUUUCUUCAGAAAAAAAGCUUACUCUAGACCAAUGAAUUUAUAUCAUUUUGAUAAUUAUUAAUAACAAUAAUUGUGGUUUCUUAUGACACUCCUGGUGUGCUCCAUGUUAUCGAUCAGGCGCAGAUCCAGCUGAAUCUGACACUACCAUUUUAGGGACCAUAUUGUUUUCGCACGAUAGCCCGCCUCUCAAAGCUGGCACGAUCCACGUCUGUUACCGAUAAUCUAUGUAGAGCGUAAACACAACGAUCCCUGUCAUUCUUGUUAUUGCAGUUAAUAUUUUUGACCAAAUUCUACAUUACUACCUCAAUGAUUAGAAACACGCAAAUUUGAGACCAAAGAUCAUGAUGUUUUGUGUUGAUGAUUCAUUUUAGUUCAUAAUAAUAUAGGUAAGUUUUUAUAUAGUGUCUUGUUGUGAUUUACAUGUAAAUGUAUGCAGGCACAGAUCCUUAUUGAAACCUUGAUCAGCAUGUGGGUCUUCACACAAGACUAGCGAUGGGGCUUUCUAUACACAGUCAUUGUAGGCUGUGCAUUCAGACCCCUAACUCAAGUGAAGGGUUUGCACAGCAGUCCAAUAUACAUGUGUAUUGUCAUGUAGUAAUGAUCAUUAACGAAAGAGGGGAGGAUUGAUUGAAUAUUUUAGCAUUUUGGCAUCUGACACCAAGAGUUCUUCCAAACUAUAAUGAUUGGUGAAUGAAUUGAUCUUUUAUGGCACAGUAACAUUUCUCCUACGGUGGCCAUACGGCGAAUCCAAAACGGCCGUUUUUAACAUUUUUUGUAUCAGCUACAUAUAGUUGCAUUGUUUAAUUUAGAAAAUGAAUAAAACCGCUAUUUUUGACUUGCCGUAGGGAAAAUGUGAGUGCAGCAUUAGACAUCAUGUACGGUUUCCAUUUUUCAAGAAAUGGUACUUUUUAGUCUUGCAUUUGUUAGCAUGGCCUUCAGAACAGGCUAUUGAAUUAACAAUGCCCAGUGCCACAAAGAAAUCACUCAGCUAAGACAUUAGGGAAAGUUUCAUCCAGGAGCUCGCUGCAUAAGAGCUACUAUUACAGUAACUUUGUCAUCCAAUGGUAACUACCAGCCAAUCAAAAUCAAGGAUUGCAAAGUUACCAUAAUGGUAGCUUUUAUGCAACAGGGCCCAGGCCUUUUAGAAAAAUUUGUAAAAAAUGUCAUUUGUACCUGUUGUCAGUAAUUAGUAGAUUCUCACAUGGUGUCAGAGGUACAAGUGAAUAUGAACUAGAUCUGAAUUCAUAAUUUCCUCCUUGCAUUAUAAUGGAAAUGCGAGAAAACUGCCAAGAAAGAAACAUAGUGCCAUUGAAACUUUUUGUGAAUGCACUAAGCGUCUUAUACAGUGGCUUUUGCUCAUUCCCUAUUGUUUCGUCUGUACUGAAUGCAAGGAUUAGCUUUGAGGGAAACACAAUUUCAUACAAUGAAAAAAUGUUACUGUCUUGUUUUUAUAGAUUAUGAAUAAAUUUAUAUCAGUAAUUUUGUACUUCAAAUUUAUCACAGUAUUAAAAUAUAUAUUUUGAUACUAGUAUACAUUAAUGUGACAUGUUUUGUGCAAUUUUGAAUAAACAAAACUUAAUUUUA
Lytechinus pictus (painted urchin) is the source of this 4311-nucleotide messenger RNA. Its product is annotated as peroxisomal bifunctional enzyme-like. The transcript has 17 exons. Bases 297 to 2525 code for a protein of 742 amino acids. NCBI's taxonomy places the organism in Eukaryota, Metazoa, Echinodermata, Echinoidea, Temnopleuroida, Toxopneustidae. Gene Ontology annotation, cellular component: peroxisome. Gene Ontology annotation, biological process: fatty acid beta-oxidation. Gene Ontology annotation, molecular function: NAD+ binding; (3S)-3-hydroxyacyl-CoA dehydrogenase (NAD+) activity. The record is from RefSeq and is a predicted model, not a curated record.